Molecule: messenger RNA, 966 nt
Organism: Saccostrea cuccullata (small rock oyster)
Lineage: Eukaryota; Metazoa; Mollusca; Bivalvia; Ostreida; Ostreidae
Product: microfibril-associated glycoprotein 4-like
Exons: 5
Coding region: 1-966 (321 amino acids)
Source: RefSeq, a predicted model, not a curated record
AUGAGCAAUCAGUGGGUUAUCACUAUUGUUGUAGGCUUCUUGGCUUUAUCUAAAGCUUCCAUUAUUUCUCAGAAAUAUACUGCGAAACAUGAAUUUAAUGAUAAGAAAUCAGAUUAUGAACUUUUAGGGGAAUAUAAUGCCCAAUCAUUGACCGAGUGCGCCGCUAUGUGUCAUGAGGAGUGCCGUUUCUUUGGUUUCAACUCACAAAUGAAGAAAUGUCGUACCCACAAGAAAAGAUUAACCUCUGAGCUGCCUGAUGAGGCCGGUUGGAGAUACUACUCGGAUAACGAUUGUGUUUUUUCUGCCAUGCCCAAAGAUUGUCAGGAUCUUUGUGAAGAAGGACAAGCUACUACAGGGGUGUAUGAUAUAUACCCCUACAGAACUUUAACAAUGCCGAUAAGUGUCUACUGUGACAUGACCUCAAUGGGCGGGGGGUGGACGGCCAUUCAGAAACGCGUAGACGGAUCUGUGAGCUUUGACAGGAACUGGGCGGAAUAUAAGAAUGGUUUUGGUUCACCAGAACAGAAUGUCUGGGUUGGAAAUGACGUAAUCCAUCUAUUAACAAAGGGAGAGAACUCAUCCCUUUAUGUGUCCAUCACUCUCCAGAAUGGUACGACUCUGUAUGAAAUGUACGACCGAUUCUCUGUCUCCGAUGAAGCUGGAAAAUAUCAACUCUUUCUUGCAGGACCUGCCACGGGAACAUUAGGUGACGCUAUGUUAGACACAGGUAAUCCUAACGGCAAUCACUAUGGUAUGUCGUUCUCCACCCCAGACAGGGAUAACGACGGCUCUCCUGGUAACUGUGCUGCUGUCAGUAACACUAGAGGAGGCUGGUGGUUAAACUACUGCCACUACGCCUUCCUUAACGGUCAGUGGUCCCCGGGGUCCUGGAUCAACCCAUGGUAUCCCACAGUAACGAGUGGGACAUCUAUAAGGGGGACCACCAUGAUGAUCAGACGUCACUAG